This is a messenger RNA of Bipolaris maydis ATCC 48331, 6435 nucleotides long. RefSeq lists its product as uncharacterized. NCBI's taxonomy places the organism in Eukaryota, Fungi, Ascomycota, Dothideomycetes, Pleosporales, Pleosporaceae. Gene Ontology annotation, biological process: secondary metabolite biosynthetic process; fatty acid biosynthetic process. The record is from RefSeq and is a predicted model, not a curated record. Gene Ontology annotation, molecular function: fatty acid synthase activity; 3-oxoacyl-[acyl-carrier-protein] synthase activity; phosphopantetheine binding.
AUGACUUCACGUCAGAACACUAACACGCCAAUGCCUUUGGCCAUUAUUGGCAUGUCUUGCCGCUUUCCUGGGAAAGUUGCCUCUUUAGAAGACUUUUGGGAUAUGUUGAGCAAUUCUAAGCAUGGAUAUCGCCAAUUUCCGAGAGAACGUUUCAACUGGGAAGCAUUUUACCAUCCAAACCAGUCCCGCAAGGAUUGCAUCGAUGUCAACUGUGGUUAUUUUCUUGAUGGUGAUAUCGCCGAAUUCGAUGCACAGUUUUUUAAAAUGAAUGGUACAGAUGCAGCUUCUUUCGACCCACAAGGACGUAUGAUUCUCGAGUGUGUGUACGAAGCCCUAGAAAACGCAGGUGUUCCCAAAGAGAGCAUCGUUGGCUCUAAAGUCGGGGUGUUUUCUACAUCUAACACUUCUGACUACACUCUGUCGCUCAAGGAUGACAUAUAUUCAAUGCCGGCACUAGUAGGCGUCCUCGGCCACGCCUGCAUGCUUUCGAACAUUGUCUCCAACACGUUUGACCUAAAAGGUCCUAGUGUCAGCAUUGACACAGCAUGCUCUUCAGCCUUUUACGCGCUUCAGUUAGCAUCACAAAGUCUCAGAUCUGGUGAGACGGAAAUGUGUAUCGUUUCUGGAUGCGCAUUAAACAUAUCGCCUUGGCGGUGGACCAUGUUGUCAAACCUGACGAUGCUCAAUCCGGACGGUCUAAGCAAAUCCUUUGAUCCCCAGGCUGACGCUGGUUAUGUCCGUGGGGAAGGCGCAGCAAGUAUCAUUGUUAAACCACUCGAUGCUGCGAUACGCGACAAUGAUCGGGUGCAUUGCGUACUAUCGGAUAUUGGUGUAAAUCAUAACGGCCGCACGAAUGGCUACACCCUACCUGAUGCAAGGAUGCAAGCUAGUUUAAUGAGAGAGUUACAAGUCAGACUGGAUAUUAAGCCAGAUGAGUUUGGUUUUGUGGAAGCCCAUGCGCCCGGCACCCGAGUUGGAGACCCUAUUGAGAUAUCAGCACUCCAAGAAGUAUUUUCGACUUCAGCACGUACCCUGGAAGACCCACUUUUGAUUGGGUCUGUUAAGGCCAACGUGGGACAUCUGGAGUCCUCUAGCGGCUUUCCCUCGCUUAUCAAAGCUGCCAUGAUGCUGAAGAAAGGUCUUGUUGUGCCAAACGCUAACUUUGAGAAUGAAUCGAUGAACUCACACUUGAAGGAGAAAAACAUGAGGGUACCAAUAUCUACACAGCCUUGGCCGAAGGGCAAGACAUAUAUAGCCAUUAACAAUUACGGGUUCGGCGGAUCUAAUUCUCACUGUAUCGUGAGGGCGCCGCCUAUUCCACAGGGGUUGGUGAGCCAAAAAGAGACUCGAAAUGUUGAGAGCGACUAUCUUUUUGUUCUAUCUGCCAACGACGAGGUCGCCCUCAGACGAACUAGGGAGCAACUGGUUGAAUUCCUUGAAUCGGUUGACGCGUCUUCCACAACCAUGCAAAACACCGCAUAUACACUAGGGCAGCGUCGCUCUCUCCUUAGUUGGCGUGCUACCGUUGUAGCCUCAAACAUUGACGAUCUCAUCAUUCAGGCUGCCUCCCCACAGGUUAUUCCCCGGCGGGUCACCCGUCAGCCAACGCUAGUCUUUGCAUUCACGGGACAAGGUGCCCAAUACUUUGGUGUGGGUCGUGAAUUACUCCAGUAUCCCGUAUUCUCUACGACUCUGAAGAUGGCUUCGGCCUGCGCUGAGUCUUUUGGUGCCAAUUUCUCGCUCCAGGACGAGCUUUAUGGGAACGAGGCAACGUCACGGAUUAAUGACGCUGAUGUCAGCCAGCCAGCUUCAACAGCUAUCCAGAUUGCUCUUGUGGACCUUUUGCGCUCAUGGGGCAUUCAGCCUUCAGCAGUUGUAGGUCAUUCGAGUGGUGAAGUCGCCGCGGCAUACGCCGCAGGCCUCCUCUCACUCCCAGGAGCAAUGCGCAUUGCUUAUGCUCGUGGUCAAAUGGCUAUCAGGAUUAAAAAAGUUCAGCCAGACUUCAAAGGUGGCAUGUUAGCGGUUGCUGCAGGGCCUGCUGACGUGUUACCGUUACUGGACAUUGUUACCUCUGGUAAAGUUGUAAUUGCCUGCGAAAAUUCACCAAAGUCAGUUACCGUCUCUGGAGACGAAGCCGGAUUGGUCGAACUAGAAUCACUGCUUGAAGAAGAUGGACUACCUCACAGGCGGCUAGCUGUGGAUUUCCCCUAUCAUUCAACUUUCCUGGAUCCAUUCAUCGACGAUUACGAGGAAGCUAUAUGCACAGAUGAUACGUUUUCCAACUUGCAACCCACAGCAGAAUACUUCUCUGCCAUGGCAGGAAGGAAGGUUGAACCUGUCACAGUACAGAAACCAUCGUACUGGGCGAGCAGUGCAAAAUUUCGAGUGCGGUUCACAUCCGCCGCAAAAGCCCUGUUGAGGAGCAAACCUUCGCCCAACGUCGUUGUGGAGAUAGGCCCGAACCCUACGUUAGUGGGGUCCCUCAAGAGCAUUUUGAGUGAAAUCAAAAAAGAAAUACCACAUCCAAUUGAAGUGGUACCAUCUCUACACCGCGGCCAGAAUGCACGAACCGCAAUGCUUAAGCUUGGGGCUUCUCUUGUUAGUUUUGGUCAGCGUAUAGAUAUGGAACAAGUCAAUUUUGCAUCAGGACAUAUCAGCGGCCAGCCACCGACGCUUGUUGAUGGCAUCAAGCCGUACCCGUGGACACGAAGCCACCACUGGAUCAAGUCUAGGGUCCGUGACGAUGAUUUGCAUAGACCAUUUCCACACCACGACCUCCUAGGCUCGAUCAAUUCAUCGUGGGGCAGUAAGGAGUUGGUCUGGAAAAACAACCUCGACGUAGAAAACGUGCCGUGGCUUAGAGACUAUCAAGUUGCAUCAUCCAUUACCUACCCUCUAGCUGGUUAUGUAUGCGCUGCUAUUGAAGCCAGCAAGCAGUUUGCGAUGACAAGAAAUCUUUUCCUCGACAGAGCAUUCAAAGGAUUUACCGUUCGUGACAUGAUUAUAGACGAAAGCCUCGUUAUGAAGGAGGGUAUACCCGUUGAGUUGGUCACCAAACUUCGCUCGCUGCCUGGUACCAACUUUGAGGAGUUCGAAGUCUUAUCCUGGGAUGAGGGCCAGCGAGCCUGGAAGAGAUGCUGCCGAGCUCUUGUGAAGUGCGAAGCGACAACAGAUGGAGUUGAACAAGUGGAAGAAAUGAAAUGGGCUGAGUCGCGUGCGGCUUGCCACAGCUGUGUGGGCAGCCCAUUGCUCUACCAGAGAUUAUCAAAGGUCGGCCCACGGCGCACUGGUAAAUUCCGCAAUGUGGUUGACCUACGUUAUGGAGCUGGUAAGACGACUGCCGAAGUCGUUGUCUCCGACACCAAGGCAAGCAUGCCUCAGCAUUAUGAAAGCGACAUGACAGUUCAUCCGACAACGAUUGAUGGCCUGUUCCAGUGUGGAAGUUGUAUACCUUUUCUGGAUGAAUCAAGUUCUGUUGUUGGUGGCUCCAGCAAUAUAUGGGUUCCAAGAUCUAUCAAAGAGUUCACGAUCCAAACUCGCCCUGGAGAGGCGCUAAAACCAGAAAUGGUUUUUCGCACGGUCGCUCGGGUAGACAAGAAUGAACGCCACGACAGGUCAUAUAGUAUCGACGGGACCACAGAUAAUGCCCCCAUAUGUCAGAUACGCAUUCGAGGCCUCAAGUUGGCUGUUGAAGCGACACUAGCACCUCAAUGGCCGGCGCCGCAUUACGGGUGCUACAAGAUAGCCUGGCAAAACGCUACGGAGCUUCGGUCCCAGGCCGCCCAGUGGCAUGUCCUACAGGGACCAGGAGACGUCAAGAAUUUGGCCGGUAGUGUCAGCAAGAAAAUCGGGGGCACUGUUCGGCCUUUGUGCGAAGGUGUGCCUAGUGAGGCCAGCUUCUGUGUCGUGGUGGAUGUGGGAGAGGGGCUCCUCGCUAGUGUGGAGCGGGAGUCGUUCAAUCAUAUCAAACAGGCGCUCACAACCUGCGAGGGGGUACUUUGGGUGACAUGUGGCGCCUUUGGGGUGUCUUACGAUUCUACACACCCUAAUGCGGGCAUGGUGACUGGCCUACUUCGGACCAUUCGCAGCGAAAUGCGAGCAUCAGUAGCAUCACUUGACUUGGAUGCCAACGCUAGCAGUGACAUUGAAGCACAGGCGGCACUUGUUAAGCGUGUAGCCGAUCACUUGGCAGCGGCUGCUCAAAACGCGGAUGUACAGGCUGAGAUGGAAUUCACUGAAAAGCAGGGCCAGCUUAUGGUAUCGCGCGUUGUGCAUGAUACACAGCUGGAUAAUGUUGUUCACGCUGUCACAGGAGUCAUCGCGCCGCGCACCGAGCCCUUCGACCCGGAAGUCAGGGGCUUCUUUACCCUGCAGCGUCCAGGUAUGCCCGAUUCGUUGUAUUUACAACGUACCGACGUUCCGGACCCGCUUGAUGAGAGUGAGGUUGAAGUACGCAUUGCAGCGAUAGCUCUCGACGCCGAUGACAUCCACGGAUUGCAGGGGCGUGCUCUGAGCGGAACCGUUGUGAGAUGUGGAUCCACAGUUACACGUGUGCAGCCUGGUGAUCGCGUCUUUGGUCUAGCAAAUAUCGAUGGCGCAGUCCGAACCUUUGCACGUGCGCCUGAGACAUGUCUAGCCCGCACGCCUGCGAAUAUCCCCAUCGAUGCUGCUGCGGCGCUUCCUGCUACCCUUGGAGCUGCCUACCACGCCCUCGUUGACCUCGGCCGACUCGUCGCGGGCGAAUCUGUCCUCAUCGUCGCAGUGGGAUCUGCCCUUGGCCAGGCUGCAAUUCAAGUUGCGUUGGCAAAAGGUGCCCUUGUCUUCGCCCUUGCUCAUUCACAAGAAGAGCGCGACGCUGCCAUUGUUGCGGGCGCUUCCAUCGACCGGGUUGUAACCACUUUAGUGGGGCUUCCGCCUAUCCAGAUUCUGUUCAACCCCGUCUCAGAUGCCAAUGCCAACCUUAGCAUGUUGGGGGCCUUGGCACCUCUAGGACGCAUUGUGCAAGUGGGGGAGCCAUCACACCAGUACCCUGCCCUUGCGGUAGGCCACAGUUUCUCUAUAGCACACUUGGAUGCUGUAGCUGAUGCUCUGCCCGCGCAAAUGGCUGCCAUACUUGAUGCUGUGGUAGGGUUAGUUGACAGCAAGUUUGUGCACAGUCCUCCAGUGCGGACUGUUGGGCUCGAAUAUUUGUCAGAAGCCCUAUCCAAUAUUUCGGAGACCGACUCGAAAAAGCUUCUUUUGGUUCCUGGAAAGAAUGAGAUGGUAAAGGCUACCCCGUCCUGUCCUGCUCCACCCACGUUUGAUCCAGCGGCUGUGUACCUGCUUGUCGGUGGUAGCGGUGGUUUAGGUCGUGUCAUCGCAAAAUGGAUGUUAAACAAUGGAGCUAGAAAAAUUGGGCUACUCUCACGCAGCACCUCUAUGAGCCCUGAUGUUCGCACAUUAGUGGAUGAUGCUGCUGGGAUAGGAGCUGAAGUUUUCUUGUUACCGUGUGAUGUCACGAGCCAGCACCAUUUGCAGCGCGUCAUUGACCAGUGCGUCAUCGAGAAAGGCCAAAUUAAGGGUGUAAUCAACGCGGCAAUGGUUUUCAAGGGCGGAGUCUUUACCUCGGUUUCAUUCGACGAUUUUACUUCUGUGGUCCAGCCAAAGGUCUGUGGAACAUGGAAUUUGCAUCAUGCUUUGCGUGAGGCAACUCUAGACUUUUUCAUUCUAAUAUCUUCGGUGGCUGGCAUUAUGGGCACACCUGGGCAUUCAGCUUAUGCCUCUGCCAAUACCUUCCUGGACUCUUUUGCAAUGUACCGCAUGCAGCAGGGACUACCGGCUACCUCUCUAGCCUUGACUGCGGUGGUAGACGCUGGCUACAUGGCUGAGAAUGCUUCCAAACUCCAAAAACUUAAGUAUGUUAGCGAAUUUGAGGGCGAGAUUCUCCUCACUGCUGAUGUACUGGCUCUCCUUGGCGCUGCGGUCACAGGAUCAAUAGCUUCAAGCUGCAAGGGUUUCUCUAUAAUCGGGGCAGGCUUUGGGACUGCGCUCAAGCUGCCCUCAUAUGCCCAAGAUCCCAGAUUCUCGACCCUGACAUCCAAUCACUCCCAAGACCGAAAAUCGAAGCCGAGAACAACAACUGCGGCCAAUACGGAUACAUUGGUUUAUGCAGUGGACCAAGCUGACACCAAAGAAGAAGCAACUCAGUUACUAUUAGCUGCCAUUAGAGAUAAGAUAGCUCAGUUGCAAUUAAUUCCUGUUUCAGAUAUCGUCGACGAUCAGACCAUCACGGAACUCGGACUUGACAGCUUAACAGUAAUGGAGUUGUAUUCUUGGGUAGGAAGGUUGUUCCGAUUGAGAUUUGGAAUACAAGAGUACGCAAGGUUAGACACCCUGGAGAAAAUCGUGGACAGUGUGAUAGUAAAGCGAGAGGCUGCUAAAGUCGAGGCUCCAUGA